This is a messenger RNA of Racocetra persica, 134 nucleotides long. NCBI's taxonomy places the organism in Eukaryota, Fungi, Glomeromycota, Glomeromycetes, Diversisporales, Gigasporaceae. The record is from the annotation of a GenBank genome assembly.
GUAUUUCCUAUCUCAUUAGUCCAGUUUAUUUCCAAGAAGAAUGUUUGCUUUUUUUGUCUUCAUCUUGUCUAGAUCACCUGAAUUACUCUAACACUGAUUUGAGUCCAUAUGGAGAAAUAGGAGAUGAAUAUUGA